This is a messenger RNA of Ostreococcus tauri, 318 nucleotides long. Its product is annotated as unnamed product. NCBI's taxonomy places the organism in Eukaryota, Viridiplantae, Chlorophyta, Mamiellophyceae, Mamiellales, Bathycoccaceae. The transcript is spliced from 2 exons. The coding region runs from base 1 to 318 and encodes 105 amino acids. The record is from RefSeq and is a predicted model, not a curated record.
AUGAAGGCGAAGGCGCCGCAGGCGCAGGGAAUGAAGUGGAUGGCGCGGGUGAAGCGACGGGUGAAGCGAGAUGAGGACGAGCGAACCAAGGCGGUGACGCGCGCGCUCAAGACGGAAAAGGCGAAGAAAAAGGGGAAGAAGAAGAAAUUGGCGUCGUAUACCGUGUCGGUGUCGUCGAUAGUGGGGGAUGGGGCGGCGAGCGGCGCGCCGAGACGCGCGACGCAAAAGAGCGCGGCGCGCGAGACGAUUUCAUCGACGCCGCGGUACGCGAGCGGGAACCCGUUCGCCGCGCUCGCGGGGGUGAGCAAAAAGAGAUAG